GCAGAAUAUGGCCGCUGUGACUGGAGUGAAAACAAACACUGAUGAUUUCUGGGUGAAAGCUUCAUAGGUUUGGAUUUAAAACGCUAAAAUGGGGGACCCACUGGAAAUACAAACUGUUCAGGAUCGCCUCAGUCGUCUGAAGGAGCUGACAGAGUUUACUGAAAACUGCAAGAAUCAGCUGAAUGAUAUGUUUAAAACGCUGGGAUGGUCGAUGGACUACAAGCAGGAAGCGAUGGAGCAGUGUCCCUACGACCCCGAUCACAGAGUCCCAGUCAGGAGCAUAGAGAAACACAAAGCAGCCUGCCGCCUCAGAAAGAUGGGCUACUCGGCGGAGGAGCAGGCGGAGAUGUACGACCACUCUAUAUGUUAUGAAAACAGCAGUGUCAGAACCUUUACAAUGGACAAAUCUACCCAGCACCAGGUGAUCCUACAGGCGAGAUCCGCUGCACCGCUGAUGAGGAUGGAAGGAGUCUUCUGGCAAGGUCAGUACUCCGGCCAGCCUGUCGACGUGCCUCAGAACCACAAGCGAGCUGUGUGUGACCUCACUGUGGCCGACAGAUUGGCUCUGUACGAUCACGUGGUCAGCCAGCGGAAGGAAGCUGCUUCCUCCAGCAACGAAGACCUCUAUGUAGAUUUGGUGUCCAAACUGCAGAAGGAUGACGAACAGAACGAACCAAAGACUCAUCUGGAGCUAAUGGCAGAGAUGAGGGACUACAAGAGGCGGCGUCAGUCCUACCGAGCCAAGAACGUUCACAUCACCAAGAAGUCUUACACUGAGGUGAUCAGAGAGGUGAUCAACGUCCACUCAGACGAGCUCGCCAGACAGUGGAGAGAGGACGAGGACGAGUCGACACGAUCUGAACACUCCUCCCACAGGCGUCGUUUGAAUGAAAGGAGGUCAGCGUCCUCAGAGUCUCACAACUCCCACAGCAAACGCCAUCGCAGCCGGGAACGAAGCCAAGACAGAGAGAGCAAGAAGAAGAAAAGGAAGAAGGAGAGGGAUUCCCGUUCCCCCAGUGACCACCACCACGAACGCAAGAAGAAGAAAAAGAAGAAGAAGGAGGAGCGGGAGAAGGAGAAAUGAGAUUCCUGGAUCAGCAACAACAGAAAUCUGAUAGGAUGAGGUCAAGGGUGGUCGUGACCUCUACAGGUCAAAAUAUGUCAGAUGUCGCAUGUUAAGUGUUUAAACUUCAGGAUUUGGGGAAAUUAUAAGUGAGAAUAAAGUUUUGGCAAAAAACAACAUGAACAUUUGGACAUUUUGUGCUUCACAGACACUGUGCAGCUCAGCUGUUCAGUGUUUUACAGAGAAACUACAGGUCUGCUGAACACACUCCACCUGCCUCCGCCUGAUUGGCUGAGAGUGAUUUCCAACUAGAGACUACUUGGAAUUUUUGGACAGGAGUGUGAUAGCUGGCACACUUUCACUACAGGGUCAAAGGUCACCCUGUUUCAAGCCCAAUGUUACUGCGUGUUUAUACAGGAUUUCUACAGUCUUAAGAAAACAAUGGAAAAUCUUUUAAUUUGAAAUUUGAGUUUUUUUAAUGUCUAGAUUAGUUUUUUCAAGAAAUAACUAAUAUUUAAAACCAGCAGGAAGUUAUUUUAAAAACCAUGUCAUCAUUCUGAACAACUCACUCACAGGAGAGCCAGUGCUGCAAUUGGUGUAAAUCCAAACAUGCUUCCCGUGGGGCCUUGAAAUCAUUGAAAGUUUUUGAAUUUGAGAAUAAAAUCAAGGCCUUGAAAUCUUCUGAAAAUAGACACGAGUUAUGGAAAGUCUACAUCACUGUAACAACUGACCAGAAGUGUUAACACAUUCAAACCUUUCUCUAUUUUUAUUGUUGUCUGAGUUUCUAUGAAGCUGCUGAAUCUUGGUGUUGUAACAGUAAUUAACAUUAAUUAACCAUGAUCUGUGUCUCGAACUGUGCCAUGUUGGCUCCUUGAAUUUGAGGGAAUUGAUCCUGGAAAGUCCUUGAAAAGUCCUUGAAUUUGAUGUUAAAUCUAAAGUCAAAGUUGCAGCAGAGACCUGUAACACUGAAAUCUAUUUUAACAAUCAACUUGAUUCAUUUGAAUUAAAUCUCAUUAGUUUCUCA
This is a messenger RNA of Seriola aureovittata, 2087 nucleotides long. It is a transcript of the gene snrnp48, whose product is annotated as small nuclear ribonucleoprotein 48 (U11/U12). The record is from RefSeq and is a predicted model, not a curated record. Gene Ontology annotation, cellular component: cytosol; U12-type spliceosomal complex; nucleoplasm. Bases 89 to 1084 code for a protein of 331 amino acids. Lineage: Eukaryota; Metazoa; Chordata; Actinopteri; Carangiformes; Carangidae. The transcript has 9 exons.